AUGAGUCAACCGAAAGCGUGGGCCACACCUUUGUGCGGUCAAAAUCGUGGCUUCGUGCAUGCAACUGAGUGUGUGUCUAUGGUAGCAUGUCCCUGGUGCGGUCAAGCAAACCCUAAUAAAGGGAAUGAAGAGAACCAGUCUCAAACUACUACCACAUUUAAGGACUCUGCUUCUAAAAGCCGAGAACUCCGACAGAAAGCCAUCGUAACUGCGAAGAAGUUCUUGCCCGGACGAAACAAUAUUGGAUCAUCGCUUCCAUCAGCAGAAAAGGAAAACUUGACAAAGCCACCAUCAUCAUAUAGUCUGUUUGUUACUCUUUGGAAGCCCCAGGAUGACGAAGCCCCUUGGUUCAAUGGUAAAUGGCUAAAUGUUGAUAACUUCACUAUCUUAUUAUCUGAAUCCGAUGUCUUUACAAUCAAUACUAUUAACCAAUUGGUCCACGAGCUCGAACCUGGAUGUAGGGAGCUACGCCAACUAGUCCAAUCCAAAUUUCAGUAUACCGCUCGACUUGCAUCGACAGCAUCCGAAAAAAAGGCAGAAUUCUUAUCGGAUACAGUACUUCGAGAAGGAUUCAACAAUAUGCUUCUAAAUCUAGAGAUAGACACAAGGAAGAAACGAGAAGCCAGCGGUCCCCAGUACAAAUUGCAUAUUUGUUUUGGAAAAUAUCCCGAAUCACAAAGCGAUGGAGAGUGUACAGUCAACAUCAGUGAUAACAUCCCGGAUGAUGAUAUCAACUAUUAUACCGAUAACACCGACCAUAUUUUCACUUCACUCGAUUUCGAUUCUCAAUCCGAUGCAUUAAAACGAAGACGUGCUUCAUCGGCUUCCUCAUUUCCAGUGUCUAAGCCAAAGAAGAUCCAAACACAAUAUGAAACUAGCGCCGAUCCCAUCAUCAAGAAAGAGAAGGAACCACUUGGAACUACACAUACUCGAGUUGAUUAUGAGAUAAUCAGUAUCUCUAGUAGUGAUGAAGAAGCAACACCUAAUGAUGAUGAUGAGGCAAAACUCAGUGAGGCAUUCCGUCUUUUUAAGAAGGUACUGAGACAGACGAAGAAGAAAUCAAGUUUAGCAGAAGGUCAGGACAAAAAAUUGAAAGUUAAGCAUGAGCUAGGGGGGGAAGCCAAUCUAUCAGAUAUCCCAGUGGAGGAAGCCAAUCUAUCAGAAGAGCCAGCGGAGGAAGCUAAUCUAUUAGAAGAGCCAGUGGAGGAAGUCAAUCUAUUCGAAGAGCUAGCAGAGGAAGCUAAUGUACCAAAGCUAUCAAAUUUAGCACAGGAUGGACCAGCAUCUAACACUCGGAGGCGGCAUGGCAAGUCAUUCCCUAAGAAACAUCUCCUAUAG
This is a messenger RNA of Talaromyces stipitatus ATCC 10500, 1338 nucleotides long. RefSeq lists its product as uncharacterized. The coding region runs from base 1 to 1338 and encodes 445 amino acids. The transcript has 2 exons. Lineage: Eukaryota; Fungi; Ascomycota; Eurotiomycetes; Eurotiales; Trichocomaceae. The record is from RefSeq and is a predicted model, not a curated record.